UUUGGGCGUUCUCGGCACAGUGGUCGCCGCACCAGAGAAAAUGCAGACCCGCGAACUUUCUUUCUUCCAUGCACCUGGAGACGUUUCGGAACUUUCUUGUUCACUUCAAGAGCUCUCUGAAUCUCUAGCUUCGCUCCUUUUCGAAAGGUAUUGUCUCUCUAUGAUUCUCCUCAUAUGCCAAAAUUUCAAUCUUUUCCCUUUCAGCAUCCGAUCUGAAUGUAGCUAAAAGACAUUUGAUCGGUUUAUAUCUUUUUGUGAAUCGCGUUUCCAAUGGUGAAGUUUGGGUUUUUAGGGUUUGGAUCUUGUUUGUUCUUCUUUUCGUAUUUUUUGUUUGUGUUGUGCAAUGCUGAUUCUAGUGGAGGCUGCUCCAAGAACAGUUCUCUGGUGGGCUUCGAAACGGAAUUUGUUAUGGUUCAGCAUCAGGUGAGAGGGGUCUUUAGGUUGAUUGAUGAUUGUUCGUUUAAGGUAAGCGAAUUUGAUAUGCUGGAGGGUUCUGAUGUUCACUGGUGGGGUGCCGUUGGUGGUACUUUCGAAAAUUUGACGAUGGGGUUCGUGAUCUCUGAUGACAAGUUGAAUAAGACUUAUAAAAACGAAAGUUUUGUAGUUCAUCUGAUGAAGAAUGUUACGUGGGAUCAGAUCAAAGUGGUUUCUAUUUGGGACGAGCCAACGGCUUCGGAUUUUGGUCAUGCUUUGCUUGGAAGCUCUGGAAAUGAUACAGAGGCUUCGAGUCCUGAUUUAGCACCGGCUCCAUCGAUUGCAACCAAUUCGAGUACUCUGAAGAAUAAACAACUGACGAUGUUUGAUAACUGCAAGACUCUCGCAACGAAGUAUCGUCUCCGGUGGACGUUGAGGCCCGAGGAGGAUUUGAUCCACAUAGGUCUUGAGUCAGCUCAAGGUUCUGAAUACUAUAUGGCUUUCGGGUGGGCAGAUCCGAAGUCCUCUUCUGGGCCAAUGCUCCAUGCUGACGUUGCUGUGACAGGGUUCACGGAGGAAGGUAUGCCUUUCGCUGAUGAUUAUUACAUUACCAAGUACAGUGAAUGCUUGCUGAGCAAGGAUGGCACAGUCCAGGGGGUUUGUCCUGACACCAUCUACGAGGGAUCUGAUCCCGUUGGAUUGGUGAACAACACCAGGUUGGUUUAUGGUCACAGGAAGGAUGGAGUGUCCUUCAUUCGUUAUCAGCGGCCUCUCAAAUCAGUUGACAAGAAGUAUGAUGUACCUGUGAAUCAUACCAGCAACAUGACUGUAAUUUGGGCUCUAGGAUUGAUAAGGCCUCCUGAUGCUCUCCGUCCAUAUUACCUUCCCCAAAACCAUGGUGGUCCCCGGUUUGUGUCUUAUGGGUACCUGGUCCUCAAUGUUUCAGAGCAUGUGAAUGAUUGCCUUGGACCAAUAGAGGCAGAAGACAGGGAGGAUCAGGAUCUUAUUUUUGCAGAUGGAAAGACUCCAUUGGUUGUUGUGACGGGCCCAGCAUUGCAUUACCCAAAUCCUCCCAAUCCUUCCAAAGUUCUCUACAUUAACAAGAAGGAGGCUCCUGUGUUGAGGGUAGAAAGGGGGGUUCCAGUAAAAUUUUCUAUACAAGCUGGGCAUGAUGUUGCACUCUACGUUACUUCUGAUCCAAUUGGUGGGAAUGCAACCUCCAGAAACAGGUCUGAGGUUAUCUAUGCUGGAGGACCAGAAGCUGAGGGAGUUCAAGCCAGUCCUAUGGAGUUAGAUUGGAUACCUGAUAGGAACACUCCAGACCAAGUUUAUUAUCAGUCACUUUAUGCGGAGAAAAUGGGUUGGAGAGUUAAGGUGGUUGAUGGUGGGCUCUCUGAUAUGUAUAAUAACAGUGUUGUUCUGGACGAUCAGCAAGUUACUUUAUUUUGGACAUUGUCAGAUAGUUCGAUAUCUAUUGCUGCACGGGGUGAGAAGAAAAGUGGUUAUCUUGCAAUAGCUAUUGGUAGUGGAAUGGUGAAUAGCUAUGCCUACGUUGGUUGGAUCGACAAUAGUAGCCAAGGUCGGGUAAGCACUUACUGGAUUGGUGGAAAGGAUGCCCUGAGUGUGCAUCCAACUAAUGAGAAUUUAACGCAUGCAAGAUGCAAGUCCGAAAAUGGCAUCAUCACUUUUGAAUUUACUCGUCCCUUGGAUCCUUCCUGUAGCCGAAGUGAGAGACAAGAAUGCAACAAUAUCAUUGAUCCAACUACUCCUCUUAAACUUGUUUGGGCCAUGGGUGCUCGGUGGUCAGAAGACCAUUUAAGUGAGAGAAAUAUGCAUUCUGUUACAAGCAGUAGGCCUGUUCGAGUGAUGCUUAUGCGUGGGUCAGCCGAGGCUGAAGAGGAUUUACGACCGGUUUUAGCUGUACAUGGAUUUAUGAUGUUUGUUGCGUGGGGUAUCCUGCUUCCAGGUGGAAUAUUGGCAGCUAGGUACUUGAAACAUCUGAAGGGUGACGGGUGGUACCAGACUCAUGUCUAUUUGCAGUACUCAGGUUUAGCAAUUAUUCUACUUGGUGUUCUUUUUGCUGCUGCUGAGCUACGAGGUUUCUUCAUCAACUCUGUACAUGUUAAAUUUGGAGUUACUGCUAUAAUUUUGGCCUUUAUACAGCCAGUGAAUGCCUAUCUAAGGCCUAAAACACCUGCUAAUGGAGAAGUGUUGUCGUCAAGAAGAGUCCUUUGGGAGUAUAUCCAUGUUAUUGUUGGGAGAAGUGCUAUUGUUGCUGGGAUUGCGGCACUUAUUAGUGGGAUGAAGCAUUUAGGAGACAGAUAUGGCGAUGAAAAUGUUCAUGGACUGAGUUGGGCUUUGAUAAUUUGGUUUUUGCUGGGUGCAUUAUUAGUUGUGUGCUUAGAGUACUCUGAGAUGAAGAGAAGGAAAAGAGACAGAAGCAUAGGUAAAAGCAAUUGGGUGUUGGGGAACACAGAAGAAGAUGAUUCUGCUGAUCUUUUACCCUCAAACAGAACAUUUAUGGAACAAGAGUCACAUUCUUCUGAAAGAAUGGAAGUACAACUAGAACCUCUUAGCAGAUAGGCCUGUUGGUUGUGUUUUAUUUACUUGGGACAAACUCUUCUUAUUCUUCAGUCAGAGAAAUUUUCCAACGUGUAGAGGUAUUUGUGGCCUUGUGGAUCCUUCUAAGAAAAUAUUUGCAUUUUGAGGAUUAGGGUUUACUCAUUUAAUUAUCUGUAACAGGUUUGUCGUCUAGAGUAAUAACCCUGUAACAUGUAAUUUGUAUACCUGAUACAUUUUUGGUACAACAGAAUAUUAAUUGUAUUAUGAGAGUACUUUCAUUUUCCAACUCA
Molecule: messenger RNA, 3266 nt
Organism: Macadamia integrifolia
Lineage: Eukaryota; Viridiplantae; Streptophyta; Magnoliopsida; Proteales; Proteaceae
Product: cytochrome b561, DM13 and DOMON domain-containing protein At5g54830
Exons: 1
Coding region: 271-2997 (908 amino acids)
Source: RefSeq, a predicted model, not a curated record